AUGUCGGAAAAGAGGCCGAACGACUUCCUGGACAUAGGGUCUGAGGAUGAAGGGAGCGAUGCCGGUUAUAACUCUGAAGAUUUCCAGGAAUCAAAAGGGAGAAGCAACAAUAAACGAAAGCAUGCCAGCAGCACAGGCUCACAGUCAAAACGGCGAAGGCGUUCAGACGACGAUGAAUCCGAAGCCAGCGACAAUAAUGAGCGAUCAGACAUGCUGGAUCUAGCAUCCUCAGUCGAUGAUAUAACUCGGACAAGUAAGGACAAGGACCCCUCGUCUAGUCGUCCAACCGAUCCAGCACCCACGAAUGACUCUGCCGCUAUAAAACCACCGUCGACGAGCAAAGCAGCUACAAAAAAACGGAAAAACAAGACAGGCGUUAUAUAUAUGUCCUCCUUACCGCCAUAUCUGAAACCAUCCGCCCUCAAGUCUAUGCUAGUCGCACGAGGUUUCGGUCCAAUUACCAAAAUCUUCCUAUCGCCUUAUGUCCCUUCAACCAGCACUUCCAGGGCCGCUAUGAAGGCAAGCCGCAAUAAAAGACGCAUGUACACCGACGGAUGGGUCGAAUUUGCAUCCAAGCGAACUGCAAAGAUAUGCGCCGAGACCCUUAACGCUUCGAUCGUAGGAGGCAAAAAGGGCGGAUGGUACCAUGACGACGUAUGGAAUAUGAAGUAUCUACGAGGUUUCAAAUGGACAGAUCUCAUGGAACAAGUGCAAAGAGAGAAGAGAGAGGCAGAAGCUAGAAGACGAAUCGAGGACACCAAGGCAAGAAAAGAGGAGAAGUCAUUCCUGCAGGGACUUGAGCAGGGAAAGAUAGUAGAAGGUAUUAGGAAGAAGAGAGAGGCAAAGGAACAGUUGAAGGGUGAUAGCGAAGAGCCGGUGCAGAAGAAACCAGAGAUUAAGAGGGUGUUCAGACAAAAUGAGGUUAAGGGAGGUGGUGACGGUUCUAGUGGUGCCGGCAGUUCGAAGAAAGUCGACUCGGAUACACAGAGGUCACCAAUCGCUCAACGGCGCCACGACUAUUUUAUGCUCCAGCCUUUGAGUUGGCGUUUUAUGGGCCAACUUUAA
Microsporum canis CBS 113480 is the source of this 1065-nucleotide messenger RNA. Its product is annotated as pre-rRNA-processing protein esf2. The transcript is spliced from 2 exons. Gene Ontology annotation, molecular function: RNA binding. NCBI's taxonomy places the organism in Eukaryota, Fungi, Ascomycota, Eurotiomycetes, Onygenales, Arthrodermataceae. Bases 1 to 1065 code for a protein of 354 amino acids. Gene Ontology annotation, biological process: endonucleolytic cleavage in 5'-ETS of tricistronic rRNA transcript (SSU-rRNA, 5.8S rRNA, LSU-rRNA); small-subunit processome assembly; endonucleolytic cleavage in ITS1 to separate SSU-rRNA from 5.8S rRNA and LSU-rRNA from tricistronic rRNA transcript (SSU-rRNA, 5.8S rRNA, LSU-rRNA). The record is from RefSeq and is a predicted model, not a curated record. Gene Ontology annotation, cellular component: nucleolus.